Hyalella azteca is the source of this 2666-nucleotide messenger RNA. It is a transcript of the gene Josd, whose product is annotated as josephin-1. The transcript is spliced from 4 exons. Bases 424 to 1299 code for a protein of 291 amino acids. Gene Ontology annotation, molecular function: cysteine-type deubiquitinase activity. Lineage: Eukaryota; Metazoa; Arthropoda; Malacostraca; Amphipoda; Hyalellidae. Gene Ontology annotation, biological process: protein deubiquitination. The record is from RefSeq and is a predicted model, not a curated record.
GCCUGUAUUGCUGUUGCCCUCAGCAAAAUAUUCUCUGAUUGAUGAUACUGAAAUAUGCAACCCUACUUUAAAAUAUUUGGUUAUCUAUUGUUGCAAUGCUUGCCUUGCUCUGUGCUGUUGAUCCUUUUCAUGUGCCCACAGUUGCUGUGGCUAUGGCUUCAACUUAUUCCCCUACAGUUGUGGAGCCAAAUGGGCAAGUCUCCAAAGCUCCAAUAAUCACCUAACAACACUUUGUUGUUACAUGACAAAUUUAAUCAUACUUAGACCAGCAUUAGUAGCACAUUGAGAGUUUUAAUCUUUAGGUCUAAUCCUAAUCCAGUUCCUAAUCAUCCAGUUGAAUCUUGCCAAGGUGCAAGCCAGAGUGCCUGACUGUCAGUUUGCAGUUGCCAUUGUAUUGGCAUAAAGUUGAACCAAUCUUCAAUCAUGAGUUUUGCCAAUGGUGUUCAUUCUGUAGAAAAAAUUUACCAUGAAAAACAAGUAAAGAAACUUUGUGCUCUUCACAGUUUGAAUAAUCUCUUUCAAGAUGCAUCUGCAUUCUCCAAGGACGAGUUGGACAAGAUAUGUGAAAAAUUGUCUCCAGACCAUUGGAUUAAUCCCCAUAAAUCUGUACUUGGGACUGGCAAUUAUGAUAUUAAUGUCAUUAUUGCAGCACUGGAAGCCAAAGGAUGUGCCAUAGUUUGGUUUGACAAAAGAAAGGAUCCUGGGAUCAUUGUGCUUGAGCUUGUAAUGGGCUUCAUUUUGAACAUCCCAUCGGAGUACCGAGUUGGUCCAGUUCAGUUACCCCUGCGACGCAAGCACUGGGUGGCAGUGAAGAAAGUCAACAACCUUUUUUAUAACCUUGACUCCAAGCUAGAUGCUCCUGUUUGUAUUGGACAGGCAAACGAUCUUUUGGACUGGCUGCGUGUACAGCUGUCAAGCCCAGAAAAGGAACUUUUUAUUGUAGCACCUCAGGACGUCGAGAAAAACAAGAGCUGGUGCUUGGAAGUUGGAGCUGCUGCACAGCAUAUAGAAUUGCCAUCUACGCCUCUAGAGGAAGAAACCAAAAGCAAUGAGCGGGUCGAUGCUCGUCUAGUUCAUCUCAACAACGUCGAAUGUACUCAGGAUGUUAAUCUACAGAAACGUGUGCUGGCACCGCUGGAAGGAGAGGAGGCUUUUUCUUCACCUGGACUCAAAUUUAUCGACCAAGAUGCAGCUAGCGUAGAUAGUGGUAACUUGCGUCGCGCAUCCUCCACUAAAUACGUCAGCACGUCAUCCAGCAUUGACCUUGCGACCAAUGGCGCCAUCGAGAGUUCCAGAUAAGUUAUCGUCAGAAGAAACAUUCAUUUAUUUUAUAAACUCACUAUAAAUUUAAAUUUUGGCUAGUUUAUGUUCUGAUGUUUAGCAGUAGUUAUUUUUUCAUUGCCCCUUUUUUACAGCUUUAGGUCUUUAUUUAUUAUUAAAAUACUCUAGUUUGAUUCUCUGUUCCGCAUAAGAUCUACAUUACGGGACGCGCUUUCCUCUUAAUCUUUUCAUAGUACCUGUGUCUGUACGCAAAAAAUUUUCUUCUAGCGUGUGUUGUUGAUAGUUCGCUGCUCCUGAAAGUUAUCAAGUUAUAUUUAAAUUAUUUAUAAUAUAUUUAAAAACAAAGAUAUUACGAUGUAAAAUUUCUGAUAUUGUAUUUUAUUACGUAGGCAGUGAAGGCUCUUUCAGAAUUAGUAUUUGUAUUCUGAAGGAAGAUUUAGAUUUUAGAAUAUUCGAGGUACAUGAUGGAAGCUUUAAGAUGUGCAAUGCAUAUCUUAACUAUAAUGGAAUUUUUCACCUAUUUAGCUUUAAAAUAUAUCCCACCGAUCAAAACAUUUUUAGUGCAUCCUGGUAUUUAACUUUGAGGUAUCAAGUACGUACCUUAUGUGCUUGUACUGAAAUGUUUAACAAAAUAUUGGCAUCAAAGAAAUAUACCUAGUGAACUAUCUACACAUAAAGGUAAUGUUCAAGUCUGCUGUAUGAAUCGGAUACGAACAUAGUUUUCAGUUGACAUCAAUCAUUUUAAUGAAGUCGCUGAUCUAAAAUGAUUAUCAACUAUAUAUUCUAUGACUAUAUUCUUGAAAAAAAUACUGCGCGUCCAUACGCAUUAAAUAAGGAAAUAGGGAUCAAGUUAAAGGUGAAACUGACGUGUGACCAUUUAUUAAUGAUAAUAGAACGAAACGACACAAAACGCACGAUGAACACCGAAGUCCGGUGUUACCCUUAUGCGAGAUGCAGAUUGGGUUUUAGAUCAAUAUUUUUGGAUUCUCAUUUAUACUCAAAUCAAUUACAUGAACCAUAUGCAGCUCAUAAAAAGCUAUCAGCUCUAGCUAAUAAGGGCAGAAGUUAGAAAAUUAAAUUUUUUUUACUUUAUCUCACGCAGUUUGAUGAAGCAAUUCCAGGAGUUUCUGGGGUUCACUAACGAUUCCUGGUCAGGAAUACUUCAGGGUAUUUGUCUUAAAUAAGAUGUGUUCAGCACGGUCAAAUAUUCGAAGUAAGCUAAUAUAUAAAAAAGAAAAUUAGUAUAAAUUCCAUGAAAGAUACAUUUUAUUAAAGCAUUCUCGAUAAAGGUAUAUAAAAGCUUGUUCGAUGAAGGUAUGAAGUGAAUAGCAUUAUGCAUGUUACGAGUUACCAGCAGUUAUAAAAAGAACAAAUAUUCGGUGAAA